Physella acuta is the source of this 608-nucleotide messenger RNA. RefSeq lists its product as uncharacterized. The record is from RefSeq and is a predicted model, not a curated record. Lineage: Eukaryota; Metazoa; Mollusca; Gastropoda; Physidae.
AUGCCUGAUCACGCGACGUGUUUGGUCCAAUCAGCUACGUUGAUCCUCGUGACCCUCCUGGCGCUGGUGCCCCGACCAUGUGAUGGCUCCUGUGAGGUCCGCUGUGAACGCUCCAUCCCCCUGCUGACCAAGUUACGGAGCCACUGGUCCCGUUCAUUCAAGCGCUUCGGUGAACAACGUGUGUCUUUCGAGCAGUUUCUGUUGUCCUUGGUGCAGACCUCAGCGUCGGACGACCAAAAAAUGAACAACCUCCGCUUCAACAUAUUAUACAACAUCGGACGGUACCAGGACUGUGUCAUGGCCUGCGAGCACCAGUUCAGUAAAAGAGAUGGACGGUGGAGCGGCCGAAGUCCGUACGGCUAUUCUCUUUUUCUGCCAAAAGUUUCCGCAUCCACCAGUCGGUCCCUGUUCUUUCACCCGCCAUUGUACACCCAGAACGGCAGAGACCUAAGUCAGGUGACCUGAGAUCAGCCAAUAAAAAUAUUGUUCCGUCCCUUCCACAGGAUACGGCGGCCAUCAUGAAUUGUAAAAUCGGCUGCUGUGAGCUGGCGUUAUAAAAAAAUUGGAUGGGAUCCGGCGCAGGGUUAAAUAAAUAUUCAUUUCCUUUU